Messenger RNA from Penicillium antarcticum, 1761 nucleotides. RefSeq lists its product as uncharacterized. The coding region runs from base 1 to 1761 and encodes 586 amino acids. The transcript has a single exon. The record is from RefSeq and is a predicted model, not a curated record. NCBI's taxonomy places the organism in Eukaryota, Fungi, Ascomycota, Eurotiomycetes, Eurotiales, Aspergillaceae.
AUGCUUACAGGGUUCACAGACCAAAUUCUUCAGCGUGUUGCGCCCUAUCUUCGUCAAAACACACCGGUGGAUAUCCUUGACCUGUGGCCUGGCAGCGGCCUUUGGUCAUCGAAAGUCAAUGACUUCCUAAAACCACGUCGUCAUGUUCUUAUUGAGCCAGAUAUCGACAUCUGGGGGCAUUUUCUUCAUCCCUUAGCCGAGAGCAAGCCCUCCUACAAGCUCCUUCCUAUGGAGAUUUAUCCAACAAACGGACUGGAUAAGGAAAAGGUCGAUUGGAAGGCUCUAUUGAUGGAAUACUUUCCAGAGCAAAACCUACCUUCACAUGGCUCUGCACGUCUACCGCAAAAUGAAACGCUGCUCGUCUUGGCCAACCCACCCCAGGCACUUUCCCAAAAAGACCAUAUGACACCAGGGCGUUGGUGGAUCAAGUUCUUGGAAACAUGUCUGCAGAAGCAUGAAUUACACAGCUACGGGUCUGUCCGCAUCAUAGCACAACUUCCUCACGCUGAGAUUUCGACUAUUCUCCCGCGGGCAAUCGCGGAGCGUAAGCGCGCUGGAUUGCUGACUGAGAUUUCGGCCUUGCACUGUGUCGAGCUCGCAAGUCCGGAUCUACCUGAGAUACAAUUUAGUUGGCGAGACUACGACGAAACCCUCGAAAAUAGAGACUGCGUCGCCGAAAGAGCCGCGACGAAAGGCGUUGUCACGCCACCAGAUCGACAAUUACCUCCCCUGGAAUGUGUUCCACUAAUCCCUCAGAUUACGGCCACUGGUCGUACCGCAAAGAGAACAAAUAUCCAUCCCUACACGCCCAGACGACUUCUUGGCCCACACAAGGCUCUCCUGGAUGAUAUCAGAAAAGCAGAUCUGGGUUCCAGAGAGAAGGCGGAUAAGAGGAAAGAGUUAGCGAAAGCACGAAGCACGGCUAUCGGCAAAUUGGAGAGAGAAAACACACAGUCUUAUUAUAGGAAGAGAUUCGCUGAUCGCCAGCUUGAAAUUGACGAACUUACGCGAAAGUUCGCUCGCGCAGCAGCAGAUGUCAAUGAAACCCCCGAGAGAUUGAAAGGCUUGGAAAAUGAUGUUGUGCAUCUGCAAUCCAUCCAAACCGCUGAAAUCUCCGAAAUCCACUUCCUGAAAAAGAGGUUUCAUGACAAAGUGAUCGAUGACGCCCGCAGCGUCGCUCUAUCCAACAAUUUCGACAAUUCUAUAUUGCUUUGGGAGCGACGGCCAUUUGAGCCCCUUUAUACCCCCUAUCAAGAUGUUUAUCCUCAUGAUUACCCGCGUGGCAUGGUCUACUUUGAAGCACAGCGUAAUCCCGCCGUGCUGCAGAAGAUAGACGAGAUGCCCAACUUGGAUGUCACUGAAUUUCUCGCCCGCUUCCAGGCCAUAAGUGCUCCUUUACACCCCACGGUCGGUAUGUCGGUCAGUGACCUGCUUGCCAUCCUUCUCCCAGGGCGGAGCAUCAAUGAACUUGUGCAGCUCAUUCCGAGCCUCACAGCCUUUGCCGACCGGCGACUGAAGCCUGGCCAUGGGCCUAUGGCCUUACCAGAUGCUUCUGCGGACCCGGCGUUUAGCUACCAGCCCAACUUGAACUAUGACUUGAGUGGGGUCCGGGCACGAUUACUUUCCGCCGAGACACUGCUUGAAAUUAUAGUCGAGUUCCAAAAGACCUCACCUGGGACAACCCUAUUGCAGUUCAACCGCAUGUUGGGCGGAACGCUGACCUCAUUCCAAGCCGGACAAGAUAACAUUAAACUGCACUAG